AUGCACCUGCUGUCGGCCUGUCGCAUCUUAUUGGUGCUGGCUUGCAGGGCGACGUGCGCGGACCUGCAUUUCGACGGCACGUCCGCGAGUCAGCACGCGUUUUCCGAGGAGAGCACCUUCCUAAUCCAGAUCCACGGGUUCUCAGACAGCACGCUUGACUUGACGAAUUAUUCGACGGCGGGCAACUCCACGUCGGCCACCACGAAGGCGCGUACGCCAACUGGCGGGACCACAUCGCCUGGCGUGCCCAUCUACACCCUGCCCCGCGGUGAGGGCGAGGACGCCAAGGCGGUGCGCCAGUGGUCGCUCGUGCUGGCGAACGACGCCACCGACGGCGAGCUGGCGAGCAUCAGCAGGGAGUUCGCCGACGGGCAGCACACCAAGCCGAGCAGCGGCCAGAUGCCGCUUGUGGCGGGGAGCCUGACGGAAGAGGCGCUCAACGCGGUGCUCGAGAAGCACCUUGGGCGUGUGCGGUUUGUCGAAGAAGACCAGUACCAGUUGAAGGUUAAAGACAGCUUGGCCAAUACAGGGACGUCCAGUGCGGGGCCAGAGCGGUGGCCCACGCCGUCCCCGACGGAGCAGACGAAGGAGCCCACGCCCUCGCCCACGGCAGAUACGGGCUGUGAAGACGCCUGCUGUACGGGCGUCUUUCCCGGCGACACAGAGUGCUGCGACGCUUGGUACAACGGCUUGGUGCCAACUGCCGCAAGUUGCGAGGCGUACCACGGCGGAGAUUUGUGCGUCUGGACCUGCCCCACCGAGCAUCCGACGCCGGCUCCGACGCAAGACGGCCAGGACCCGACGCCUGCUCCGACGAAGCAGGGCCACGAGCCGACGCCCACCCCGACAAGGUGGCCCACGCCGUUCCCGACUCCCAGCUGCGAGGACGCCUGCUGCGUGGGCGUCGAUCCCACCAACCCCAAGUGCUGCAACGUCUGGAACGCUGGCGUGGUGUCCUCCCCGGCAGAUUGCGAGGCGUACAACGGCGGAGAUUUCUGCGUCUGGACCUGCCCCACCGAGCAUCCAACGCCGGCUCCGACGCAAGAUGGCCAGGACCCGACGCCGGCUCCGACGAAGCAGGGCCACGAGCCGACGCCCGCUCCGACAAGGUGGCCCACGCCAUCUCCGACCCACAGCUGUGGAGACGCCUGCUGCGUGGGCGUCGAUCCCAACGAUCCUGAAUGCUGCGACGUCUGGCACCUUGGUUUAGUGACCAACCAAGCAGAUUGCGAGGCGUACCACGGCGGGGAUUUGUGCGUCUGGACCUGCCCCACCGAGCAUCCGACGCCUGCUCCGACGCAAGACGGCCAGGACCCGACGCCUGCUCCGACGAAGCAGGGCCAGGACCCGACGCCCGCUCCGACAAGGUGGCCCACGCCGUCCCCGACGGAGCAGACGAAGGAGCCCACGCCCUCGCCCACGCCGGAGGGCCAGGACCCGACGCCCGCUCCGACAAGGUGGCCCACGCCGUCCCCGACGGAGCAGACGAAGGAGCCCACGCCCUCGCCCACGUCAGAUACUGGCUGUGAAGACGCCUGCUGUACGGUCGUAUUUUCCCGGCGACACAGAAGUGCUGCGCACGCUUGGUACAACGGCUUUGGGGCCAACUGCCGCAAGUUGCGCGGCGUACCACGUGGAGGAUUUGUGCGUCUGGACCUGCCCCACCGAGAGCAUCCGACGCCGCUCCGACGCAAGACGGCCGUGUACCCGGCCCUGCUCCGACGAAGCAGUGCCCUCGAGCCGAACGCCCGCCCCGACAAGGUGGCCCCCGCUACCCCACCCCCCUCGUUCCCGACUCCCAGCUGCGAGACGCCUGCUGCGUGGGCGUCGCUCCACCGACCCAUUGCUGCAACGUCUGGAACGCUGGCGGUGGUGUCCUCCCCGCAGAUUGCGAGCGUCACGCGGAGAUUUCCGUCUGACCUACCCCUCCGCGCAUCCGACCGGAUCCGCGCAGACGGCCAGACCCGACUCCGGCUCCCGACGAAGCAGGGCCACGAGCCGACGCCCGCCCCGACAAGGUGGCCCACGCCAUCUCCGACCCACAGCUGUGGAGACGCCUGCUGCGUGGGCAUCGAUCCCAACGAUCCUGAAUGCUGCGACGUCUGGCACCUUGGUUUAGUGACCAACCCAGCAGAUUGCGAGGCGUACCACGGCGGAGAUAUGUGCGUCUGGACCUGCCCCACCGAGCAUCCGACGCCUGCUCCGACGCAAGACGGCCAGGACCCGACGCCUGCUCCGACGAAGCAGGGCCAGGACCCGACGCCCGCUCCGACAAGGUGGCCCACGCCGUCCCCGACAGAGCAGACGAAGGAGCCCACGCCCUCGCCCCACGCUUUUGGCAGGACCCGACGCCUCUCCGACAAGCAUCCGACGCCGGCUCCGACGCAAGACGGCCAGGACCCGACGCCUGCUCCGACGAAGCAGGGCCACGAGCCGACGCCCGCCCCGACAAGGUGGCCCACGCCGUUCCCGACUCCCAGCUGCGAGGACGCCUGCUGCGUGGGCGUCGAUCCCACCGACCCCAAGUGCUGCAACGUCUGGAACGCUGGCGUGGUGUCCUCCCCGGCAGAUUGCGAGGCGUACAACGGCGGAGAUUUCUGCGUCUGGACCUGCCCCACCGAGCAUCCAACGCCGGCUCCGACGCAAGACGGCCAGGACCCGACGCCGGCUCCGACGAAGCAGGGCCACGAGCCGACGCCCGCCCCGACAAGGUGGCCCACGCCAUCUCCGACCCACAGCUGUGGAGACGCCUGCUGCGUGGGCAUCGAUCCCAACGAUCCUGAAUGCUGCGACGUCUGGCACCUUGGUUUAGUGACCAACCCAGCAGAUUGCGAGGCGUACCACGGCGGAGAUAUGUGCGUGGCCCACGCCGUCCCCGACGAGCAGACGAAGGAGCCCACGCCCUCGCCCACGCCGGAGGGCCAGGACCCGACGCCCGCUCCGACAAGGUGGCCCACGCCGUCCCCGACGGAGCAGACGAAGGAGCCCACGCCCUCGCCCACGCCGGAGGGCCAGGACCCGACGCCCGCUCCGACAAGGUGGCCCACGCCGUCCCCGACGGAGCAGACGAAGGAGCCCACGCCCUCGCCCACGUCAGAUACUGGCUGUGAAGACGCCUGCUGUACGGGCGUCUUUCCCGGCGACACAGAGUGCUGCGACGCUUGGUACAACGGCUUGGUGCCAACUGCCGCAAGUUGCGAGGCGUACCACGGCGGAGAUUUGUGCGUCUGGACCUGCCCCACCGAGCAUCCGACGCCGGCUCCGACGCAAGACGGCCAGGACCCGACGCCUGCUCCGACGAAGCAGGGCCACGAGCCGACGCCCACCCCGACAAGGUGGCCCACGCCGUUCCCGACUCCCAGCUGCGAGGACGCCUGCUGCGUGGGCGUCGAUCCCACCGACCCCAAGUGCUGCAACGUCUGGAACGCUGGCGUGGUGUCCUCCCCGGCAGAUUGCGAGGCGUACAACGGCGGAGAUUUCUGCGUCUGGACCUGCCCCACCGAGCAUCCAACGCCGGCUCCGACGCAAGACGGCCAGGACCCGACGCCGGCUCCGACGAAGCAGGGCCACGAGCCGACGCCCGCCCCGACAAGGUGGCCCACGCCAUCUCCGACCCACAGCUGUGGAGACGCCUGCUGCGUGGGCAUCGAUCCUAACGAUCCUGAAUGCUGCGACGUCUGGCACCUUGGUUUAGUGACCAACCCAGCAGAUUGCGAGGCGUACCACGGCGGAGAUAUGUGCGUCUGGACCUGCCCCACCGAGCAUCCGACGCCUGCUCCGACGCAAGACGGCCAGGACCCGACGCCUGCUCCGACGAAGCAGGGCCAGGACCCGACGCCCGCUCCGACAAGGUGGCCCACGCCGUCCCCGACAGAGCAGACGAAGGAGCCCACGCCCUCGCCCACGCCGGAGGGCCAGGACCCGACGCCCGCUCCGACAAGGUGGCCCACGCCGUCCCCGACUCCCAGCUGCGAGGACUCCUGCUGCGUGGGUACGAUCGCCGCCCACGACCCCGAGUGUUGCAACCUCUGGCACCUCGGCUUGGCGGCCACACCCGCAGAUUGCGAGGCUUAUACCAACGCAGUUGGUGAAUCGAACUGCGUCUGGACCUGCCCCACCGAGCAUCCGACGCCUGCUCCGACGCAAGACGGCCAGGACCCGACGCCUGCUCCGACGAAGCAGGGCCAGGACCCGACGCCCGCUCCGACAAGGUGGCCCACGCCGUCCCCGACAGAGCAGACGAAGGAGCCCACGCCCUCGCCCACGCCGGAGGGCCAGGACCCGACGCCCGCUCCGACAAGGUGGCCCACGCCGUCCCCGACGCCCAGCUGCGAGGACGCCUGCUGCGUGGGCGUCGAUCCCACCGACCCCAAGUGCUGCCACCUCUGGAACGCUGGCGCAGUGUCCUCCCCGGCAGAUUGCGAGGCGUACAACGGCGGAGAUUUCUGCGUCUGGACCUGCCCCACCGAGCAUCCGACGCCUGCUCCGACGCAUCAAGGCUUUGAGCCGACGCCGUAUCCUACGCCCUCGCCGACAAUCGGAGUGGCCCCAACGCCCAAAUUUCCUUGGGAGCCCGUCGCCACGCCCAAUCCUACGCCCAUUUCGACGCCCUCACCGACAUUCGGGUCAGCUCCAACGCCCAAGGUCAGGCAGGCCAAGGUCGAGGGCAGCUUCCAAGUCAAAGUGCCUUCUGCCGAUGCCGAGGCUUUCGUCAGCGACUCCUCGGUCAAGGCGGCCUUCCAGCGCUCUAUUGCUGAGCAGGCCGGCGUCGCGGAGGCAGAGGUCGUGGUGACGCUCUCUGUGGUGACUGGCGCUGGCUCUUCAGGUCGUGGUCGCAAGGUAAGCUUGGCGCAGAUCAGGCUGGGCUCUGCGGACCAGGCCGAGAUCCAGGUCGACUAUUCCAUCACCGUGGAGGACGAAACGGAGGGCAGCUCCGUGCAGGGGGCGCUGGCUACCGUGACCGCGGAGCAGUUCACGUCAUCCGUCGCGGCGGAACUCAGCGGCGGCAACGCCGGGGGCACUGGCGGAACCUCUGGCUUCGCGGUGCAGGCCGUCGCGGGCUCCUCCACGGCCCCCACGGUGAACGUCCAGGUCUCCGCCACGGGGGACCCGCACCUGGUCAACGUGCACGGGCAGUCGGGUUCGACCUCAUGCAGCCCGGCAACCACACGAUGCUCUGGAUCCCGAGGACGGGGCUUCUCCGAGCGCGACCCUGCUCGGCGUGGUGGCCCGCGCCGAGCACAUUGGCAAAGCCUGCUCGGACAUGUACAUCGUGGCCCUGACCAUCAAGGGCCAGUGGAUCGCGGGCGUCCCUGGUGCGCGGCGCUUGGGCGACGCCUGGGACAUGCAGUACUUCGCCAGUAA
Molecule: messenger RNA, 5364 nt
Organism: Prorocentrum cordatum
Lineage: Eukaryota; Dinophyceae; Prorocentrales; Prorocentraceae
Source: the annotation of a GenBank genome assembly